Suillus fuscotomentosus is the source of this 774-nucleotide messenger RNA. Its product is annotated as GTP-binding protein. The coding region runs from base 1 to 774 and encodes 257 amino acids. The transcript is spliced from 6 exons. The record is from RefSeq and is a predicted model, not a curated record. Lineage: Eukaryota; Fungi; Basidiomycota; Agaricomycetes; Boletales; Suillaceae. Gene Ontology annotation, molecular function: GTP binding.
AUGGAUUCUUCAAAGAUAAGAGAGAAAAUCGGUCGCUUUCGAAUCCUCGUCAUAGGAAGAGCGAACGCAGGAAAAACCACCAUCCUGCAGAGAAUUUGCAACACACAAGACAAACCAAAAAUAUACGACAGCGCUGGGGAAGAGAUCGAUCUCACAGUUCUAACGGCAUCCAAAGAGCGUGGAGAGCACGAAAUUGAAAACGAAAUGGUGUUUGAAAGUAACCCGGGCUUUGUGUUUCACGAUUCACGCGGUUUCGAGGCCGGCGGCAAAGACGAAUUCGACAAGGUCAAAGCUUUCAUCACUGACCGUUUGACACAAGCCAAAAUCGCAAAACGACUCCAUGUUAUCUGGUUUUGUAUCCCAAUGGACGAGGCUUGCAGGUCGUUCACUGCAGGCGAAGAAAAGUUUUUCACCGAAUGCGACACUGCAAGCAUACCAGUGAUCGUAUUAUUUACAAAGUUUGAUGCGCUAUAUGGCGUCGAAUUUCGAAAGCUGAUGAAUACAGGAACUUCGCGGAAAGACGCUAAACAACAGGCCCCGAAAUGCGCCGAGGAAACAUUCGCACUUGGUCCACAGUUGAGGUUUCUCCAGGGUGUCCGGUGGCCUCCAAAAUGCCACGUAUGCCUUCCAAAUAUGAACAAAGAUGAUGCAGAUUGCAGCGCACUGAUCAAACAGACGGCUGCAGCUUUGGAUGACGAAGCACUCGAGCAAUUAUUCGUCUCCACCCAGCAGACCAAUCUAGAGAUCUGCAUGAAAUAUGCGAUUCAGAGGUAA